Seriola aureovittata is the source of this 1909-nucleotide messenger RNA. RefSeq names its product dehydrogenase/reductase 11a (gene dhrs11a). The record is from RefSeq and is a predicted model, not a curated record. NCBI's taxonomy places the organism in Eukaryota, Metazoa, Chordata, Actinopteri, Carangiformes, Carangidae. The transcript has 7 exons. The coding region runs from base 236 to 1003 and encodes 255 amino acids.
UCUUCAUAUUUCAUCCAGAGGAGCGCAUGGAUCCGAGCUUACGCACACUGGUCGCCGCUGUCCUGGAUGCUGCACAGAUUGAGACAGGAGGUUGUAGCUGCCGCAUCCCUCCAUUUAAAUAAAUCGCACACAAUAGUGACCGCUGCAGCUGUGACAGUUUGAACUAAGCAGACCGACGCACGGCCACAGGAGCUGUUGUUUCGUGUACAGUGCCGGUGUAGACAGUGCGGUGGAGAUGGAGCGGUGGAAAGGCAGAGUGGCCCUGGUGACCGGAGCCUCGGUGGGGAUUGGAGCGGCUACAGCCCGGGCACUGGUCCAGCAAGGCAUGAGGGUUGUCGGCUGUGCCAGGAAUGUCGACAAAAUAGAGAAGCUGGCAGCAGAGUGUCAGAGCGCAGGCUACAGUGGCACACUGAUCCCUUACAAGUGUGACCUGUCCAACGAGGAGGAGAUCCUGUCCAUGUUUUCAGCCAUCAAGACGCUGCACAAGGGCGUGGACGUGUGCAUCAACAAUGCCGGACUGGCCCACAACGAGCCCCUGCUCAGCGGAAAGACAGAGGGCUGGAGGAACAUGAUCGACGUGAAUGUCUUAGCCUUGUCUAUCUGCACCCGUGAGGCGUACAAAUCAAUGAAGGAAAGGAAUGUGGACGACGGCCACAUCAUCAACAUUAACAGUAUGGGGGGGCACCGAAUGGUGCCAAGUGCUGAUGAGCAUUUCUACUGUGCCACUAAAUACGCGGUGACUGCUCUGACUGAGGGGAUACGACAAGAACUCCGAGAAGCAAAUACCCACAUCAGAGCCACGUGUAUAUCUCCUGGAAUAGUGGAGACUGAGUUUGCCUUCCGGCACCACAACAGUGAUCCAGAGAAAGCAGCUGCAGUGUAUGAGAGUAUGAAAUGUUUGAAAGCAGAAGACAUAGCCAGUGCAGUCACAUUUGUCCUCAGUGCCCCUCCUCAUGUCCAGAUCGGAGACGUGCAGAUGAGGCCAGUAGAGCAAGUGUCAUAGCAGUGAACAGGAAGCUGCGGGAGGAGCAGACAGCAGCCAUGGUGACUCCUUAGCGACCUCUGCUGGGCAAGGGAGGGGGGAGGGGGAUAAAACAAAUCAACUACAGCUGUUUUGGAUCUGCAGGGAUGUGGUCGAGGAGGGCUGGAGCCUUAAGGAGGCUGUGCGAGGAAAUGAAGGGUGUGGACUUAGGAAACCACUACGAAAAUACUACUGAAUGAAGCAACCUGGUAUUUGUGAAUUAUUGGGUCCAGUCCUGAGCGGGCCGACUCCAGACUACAGUAGGAGCAAAUAACAAAGGAGAGAGUUGCUGCUGUGCUAUGUGGUCAUCUGCACGACCAUCACUUCAGAGGGAAGAGUAUGCCAUUGAUUGCACAUGUUUUUCUGUUUUGUUUUUGUAGGUCAUAUGACAUAUCUUUUUUGAAAUUAAAUGGAAAGAGUAAUUGCUGUUUAUAUUUUUUUUAUAUAAAUAUUUUAACUUUGGAUCAUAGGUAGAUGUGGUCUCAUACUCGCUAACCGUAGACAAAACUGUCUCAUACUCACUGUAACUAACCAUCGACAGUCUGUCCAUCCUGCCACCUGUACUCACCAGAUGUUUUCACAAACACAUCCAGUUACCUUUGUUUGGAUCUGUCCAGUUCUCAGCCCCGUAUAAGGAAUCAGGAAAAGUAUAAAAGAGAGAUGCCACUGUCUGACAAGCACAUGGGUUUCUAUAAUCCACCUUUUUGCCUGUGUAAUUUCAGUUCUUCUGCACUUUUGAUUCAUUUCUGGGGAGUUAUAAGACGGAAACACUGGCAACUCAUGUAGGCGAGGAAACUAACUCAGUGCACAUGUGUAAACUAGAAGUGUGUACCUUUCAGUGGAGAUUUCUCAUUAAAUUAAUAAAUAAAAACCAUUGCCCAAAAGUGA